CCAAUUGCAAAUGAAGGGAAAAUGCAUCACAAAUAAAUUAUUCAAGAAAAUACUCAUCAAUCAAUGUUGUUUAAGGUUGAAUAUAUAGGUGCUAAAAAAAUUAUACAGUGCAGAUUGAUUAAUUCGAGCACAAAUCCAGAAAAUAUACUCAUCAAUCAGGGUUAUCAAUACUUUACAAAAGUGCAUGUGUUGAACUCGUUGAGAGAUUCUAAAUAAGCUCAUCAUCACUCUUAUGGAUAAAAAAGAUUUCAAGCCACACUUGGUCAUGGUAUUAGGCCAGUUGGGCUAUACAUUGUUAUAUUUCAUCACUGAAGCUUCCUUCAAUCAUGGAAUGAGUCCUUACGUGUAUGUUACCUAUCGCCAUGUUGUCGCUGGGUUUGUCAUGCUUCCUUUUGCAUACUUUCUAGAAAGAAAUGUAAGACCAAAGCUGACAUUUUCUCUUUUUAUGGAGUUUUUUGUGCUUUCGAUCUUAGGGGUAAGUUUGACUCUGAACAUGUACUUUGCAAGCUUGAAGUACACUUCUCCAACAUUUAUUUCUUCCGUGGUCAACUGCAUAGCUUCCCUUACCUUCGUCAUUGCAGUGGCUUUUGGGUUUGAGGUUCUUGAUCUUCGAAAUCCUCACGGUAUAGCAAAAGUGCUUGGGACCUUCGUAUCCUUAGCUGGUGUUAUGAUCAUGACACUAUAUAAAGGACCUAUUAUGAGCAAUUUGUGGCGUCCUCUAAUUAAUAUUCAACCAAAAAGUGAUGAUUCUGUCGAUGCGAGCGAGUUAAAGGGUUCACUUCUUACAGUUUCAUGCUGCGUUACAUGGUCUAUAUGGUUCAUUAUGCAGGCAUCCACUCUAAGAAGAUACCCUGCUCAGUUAUCACUCACUACAUGGAUGUGUUUUAUAGGAGCAGCACAAUCAGCUGUUUUUACAGUGAUAGCAGAACAUAAUAAUCAUACAGCAUGGAAUAUAGGGCUCAACAUUGACUUGUGCUCCACAAUAUAUGGGGGAAUUGUUGUUAGUGGUUUGUUGAUGUACAUUCAACUAUGGUGCACUGAGAAAAAAGGACCUGUUUUUGUGACAAUGUUUAACCCUCUUAGCACCAUUUUUGUGGCAAUUCUGUCAUUCUCUGUUCUUGGUGAAAAACUUUAUUUGGGCAGCAUCAUAGGUUCAUUUAUUGUCAUCAUGGGUCUGUACUUGUUGCUGUGGGGGAAAGAAGGUGACAGAGAGAUUGAUUUCAAGACCAAAGGUAAAUUGCAGUGCAAUAGGGAAAAUCCAGAAUGCAGAAUAUAGUGAGUAAGUUUAGCUGGAAAGGUAGAGGCAUACAUCAAAGUGAGAGAAUGGAAAAAAAUUGUAUAUCAUGAGGAUUUGUCGGUUUAUUCUGGCUAUAUACAUUUUUGUGCAAAACCAAGGCUUCACAAAGCUCUUUUUCACCAAUUUUACUUUAACAAGACAAAAUUUCAUAAUAGUUAUACUGUGUAUAAUUGAGUGUUCAUGCCAUUAAAAUCAUGACAUUAAAUCAGAAUAGUUAUACUGACCAAGUACAACCAGUAACAAAAAUAAGUAAAAUGCUAAUAGAAGGUAAAAGAAAGGAGAAUAGAUAGCUAAUCGCCACAAGUAGGGUGCUCGCGGUGCGGUUUGAGCGGUUUUGACGAAAAAAAUCAUCCGAACCGCAAGAGAAAAAAUAGUGCGGUUUGGUUUGGUUCGGUUGACUUUUAAAAAAAAUCCGAACCAAACCAAACCAAACUAAUGCGGUUUGGUUUGGUUCGGUUGGUUCGGUUUUUUACAAAUAUUUUA
This is a messenger RNA of Vicia villosa (hairy vetch), 1780 nucleotides long. RefSeq names its product WAT1-related protein At5g07050-like. Gene Ontology annotation, molecular function: transmembrane transporter activity. The coding region runs from base 233 to 1276 and encodes 347 amino acids. The transcript has 6 exons. Gene Ontology annotation, cellular component: plasma membrane. Lineage: Eukaryota; Viridiplantae; Streptophyta; Magnoliopsida; Fabales; Fabaceae. The record is from RefSeq and is a predicted model, not a curated record.